This is a messenger RNA of Dentiscutata heterogama, 540 nucleotides long. The record is from the annotation of a GenBank genome assembly. Lineage: Eukaryota; Fungi; Glomeromycota; Glomeromycetes; Diversisporales; Gigasporaceae.
CAAAAUUGUAAAGGUGAAAAUAAGGGGCUAGAUGAAGAUGAUGCACGUAACAUCUUUCUGGAAAUUGCAGAAGGUUUACGAUAUUUACAUAAUGACAUGAGAUUAGUACAUAAAGAUAUAAAAUUGGAUAAUAUUUUGUUAGAUAAGGAAGGAACAUGGAAAAUUUGCGACUUUGGUUUGACAGAAUUUCAAAAUGAUGAAAAUGGUUUUGGCGAUCUUUCUGAGGAAGCUGGAGGGUCACUUGCUUAUUGUGCUCCAGAACAAGCACGUAGUAAAACCUCUCUAAAGGAUCCGGCCGUUGACAUAUGGAGUCUAGGUGUUGUACUUUAUGCCCUUGUGACAAAUAAAUUACCUUUUAUGGAUGAUUUCGUACCUCGUUUACAAUACAAGAUCAUAAAUGGUCGAUAUGACGAGUCGGCACUUUACGAAUCCGGUUGUUCUGAUGAUUUACGGGAUUUGUUGAAAAAAAUAUUCAAGACGAACCCUACGCAACGAUUAACCAUAAAUGGAGUCUUGGAACAUCGAUGGUGUCAACGAUGA